This is a messenger RNA of Nicotiana attenuata, 1890 nucleotides long. Its product is annotated as E3 ubiquitin-protein ligase ATL31-like. The record is from RefSeq and is a predicted model, not a curated record. The transcript has a single exon. Bases 221 to 1480 code for a protein of 419 amino acids. Lineage: Eukaryota; Viridiplantae; Streptophyta; Magnoliopsida; Solanales; Solanaceae.
UUCCAUAAAGUCAAACUUUCUUUUCCUUGUUCAAAUAAUACAACUGACUUUUCCACCCUGCAGUCUGCACCUUCAAGUAAAAGUCUUUUUUCCAUCUCUCUGUUUUAAUUUAUAUAUAAACUCAAAAUAUAUAACUCCCUUAGGUUCAUUACAUCCCCUUCUCCAUCCGACUAAAAAACAGAGGGAACGAAAUUUUACAUUGAAUUGCAGUAUAUGAGCCAUGUUUAGCUUUACAAGUCAAGAUGGGCUCGUCUCUCUUCCAAAUAUUCAUCUCCUCAUCCUCCUGUUCGUAUUAUUAUGUCCGAUGAUUCCAAGUGCGGCGGCACAGCCAUCAGAUUCUUCUUCUGGACCGGACAAUCGGUUUCGGUACCCAACUGUCAGCCCAGCAAUGGCUGCUAUCAUAGUGGUUCUCAUAGCUGCCCUGUUUUUUAUUGCUUUUUUCUCAAUUUACAUCCGCAACCGUAGCGCCGCUAACGGUAACAGCAUCCGUCAAACACUUUCCAUGCGCCGCCGUCGUGCUGCUGCUGCUACACGUGGACUCGAUAAUUUGGUCAUAGAGACUUUCCCCACUUUUACCUACGCCGAAGUAAAGGAUCAUCAUAUCGGUAAAGGAGCUUUGGAAUGUGCUGUAUGUUUGAACGAAUUUGAAGAUGACGAAACGCUGCGUUUGAUCCCUAAGUGUGAUCACGUUUUCCACCCUGAAUGUAUCGAUGCUUGGCUCAAAUCUCAUGUCACUUGCCCGGUUUGUCGAGCUGACCUUAGUACUCCUCAACCUGAUGAACCGCCGGUUCAAGCCCCUGAGGUACUAGAUCGCGAUCAAGCCCAAGAACAACAAGGGACAGAGAAUUUGCAGCAAAAUAACGAGGUUUCAAUACAAAUAGAGAGUGAUGAAAAUUGUAUGCUACAGCAAGAGGAGACCUCUACUGGAAAACCGAAAGCUAAUCGAACUUUAAGUUUCAAUGUGCCGAACCGGCCGCCGAGGUCUUUUUCUAUAAAGAGGCCAAGGAUGUUUAACAAGUUCAGGUCACAUUCGACCGGCCACUCGCUAGUGGUACCGGGGGAGAAUUUGGACCGGUACACUCUCAGAUUACCGGAGAAUGUUAGAAAAGAGGUAAUGAACCGGGCACUACUGAACCGGACAAAGAGUUGUGCAGUCACUAUACCAAGAUAUGGUAGCACUAGAACAGGGUACAAAACCGGAACCGGAGAGGGAAGCAAUAUUGGUGCGAGGUCAUUCAGGAGAAUUGACCGGUUCGAUCAGGAAGGAAAGUCAGACCGGUGGGUUUUCAAGAUUGCACCACCGUUCUUUAGUAGAGGUCUAUCGAUUAAGUCACCAAAAGUAAGGCCAGAUAUCGAAGAGGGGUCGACAUCGCGCAGUGUGAAGAUGGCAGUCAAAAUGCCGUCGUUCAAAUGCUUAGAGCCAAAAGGUGAUGAACCCGGUUUGCUGACAGAUGACUCGGCUCGGCCUCCGGCCCGAUGAUGAACCCGGUUUAUAUAAGAUCCUAAAAUCGGCACCUUUUUAAUGCUUGACUUCAAUAGCGUGGCGGAAAGGGCAAUCUUUUGGUGGGCUGUGUAAAUGAGGAGAAAGAGUGGUCAAUGCUAGUUUGGCACCCCAACUUGGAAACUUCUGGCAUAGACUUUAUUGCAAAGUAUAAUGCUAAAAAGUUGAAAUUCAAGAAUAUCGCUUUCUAGAAAUUCAUUUAAAUGUUGAUUAAAUUAUUAUUUUAGAAGCAAAUAAUGUUCAACUUAAGGGGGUUUUCAGGGUUUAUCUAGUAGGUGGUUUUAGUAAUUAAGACACCGUCAUGAUGUAAUUAUGUUUGAUUUCAUUCUUCGAUGCAUUUUUGAGAAUAGAAAAUCUGAAAGGAAAUAGACUUGUUGAUACUUAUUUUA